ACCGGCCGCCGGGGCGCGGGGCCGGCGGGCAAGAGCGCCGCCGCCGCCGGUGGGACGCCGGUAGGACGCCGGUCUCCGCGGCCCGGCCAUGUCCCCGCGGCACUGAGCUCCCCGGGGCGGGCGGCGAGCUGGGCCGCCCCCGGCCGGUGGCCAUGGGGAGCAUCUACAAGGAGUACUUCAACACGGAGAAGAUCCGGGAGCAUUACAACUACACCAAGGAGGGCUCGGAGAGCGGCCCCAGCACGUCCCGCUGGGCCAUCUCCAUCCUCAUCGUGAUACUCUGCAGCAUCAUCGUGCUGGAGAACCUGCUGGUGCUCGUCUCCGUGGGCCGCAACAAGAAGUUCCACUCGGCCAUGUACAUCUUCAUCGGCAACCUGGCCGCCUCCGACCUGCUGGCCGGGCUGGCCUUCAUGGCCAACACCCUGCUCUCCGGGGCCACCACCUUCAACCUGACGCCGGUGCAGUGGUUCGUGCGGGAGGGCACAGCCUUCGCCACGCUGGCGGCCUCCGUCUUCAGCCUGCUGGCCAUCGCCAUCGAGCGGCACGUGGCCAUCACCAAGGUGAAGGUCUACAGCAGCGACAAGAGCUGCCGCAUGGUGCUGCUCAUCGGCGCCUGCUGGGUCAUCGCCGCCGCCAUCGGCAGCCUGCCCAUCAUGGGCUGGAACUGCAUGAGCGACCUGCGCGACUGCUCCACCGUCCUCCCCCUCUACUCCAAGCGCUACGUGCUCUUCGUCAUCACCAUCUUCACCCUCAUCCUCCUUGCCAUCGUGGGACUCUACAGCCGCAUCUACUGCAUCGUCCGCUCCAGCCACGCCGAGAUCGCCAGCGCCCAGACCCUGGCGCUGCUCAAGACGGUCACCAUCGUCCUGGGGGCCUUCAUCGUCUGCUGGCUGCCGGCCUUCAUCAUCCUCCUCAUGGACGCCUCCUGCCCCGUCCGGGCCUGCCGCAUCCUCUACAAGGCGAACUACUUCUUCGCCUUCGCCACGCUCAACUCGGCCGCCAACCCCAUCAUCUACACGCUGCGCAGCAAGGACAUGCGGCGGGAGUUCGUGCGGGUGCUGUGCUGCGGCAGGGCCAGGCGCGGCGGCCGGGCGGCCGGGCGGCACCCGCGCUCCUCCAGCUCCCCGGAGCGCUGUGUGCCGCAGCAGGGGCCGCCCACCUGGCCCCUCACGCGCGAGUGCACCACGUCGGUGUGAGCCCGGCGGGUGGGCGGCGAGCGGGGGGCCGCAGCGCUUCUCCCUUUCCAGGUACUGACUCCGGUUUGUGCAAUUUGCGCCCUCCCACCGGGACCCGCCGCCGGCCGGAGCGGGCGGCCCCGGUGCGGAGGGCUGCAGGGCUGUGACAGCCCGUGGGUGCAUGCACGCGUGUGCACCUGCACGUGUGUGCAUGCACGCGCAGGCAUGUGCAUAUGCACCUGUGCAUAUGCCUGCACAUGCAUGCACGUGUGUGCACACAGAAUCGCAGAACGGGGGAGGUGUGCGCAUGCAUGCGUGUGCAUACGCACACGUCCAUGCAUGUGCACAUGCCCGAGUGUGCAUCAUCUGUGUGCACGAGUGUGUGCCUGCAUGCAUUUGCAUACCUGUGCAUAUACCUAUAUGUGCACAUCAUUGCGUGUGCCUGCAUACAUGCAAGCACACACAGAAAUGUGCACGUGUGCCUACUCGUGCAUGCACACACGUGCACAUGCCUGUGUGUGCCUGCCUGCAUGUGCACACAUGUGCACGUACCUGUGUGUGCCUGCACAGCUGUGCACAUUUUUGCAAAUGCCUGCGUCUGCCUGCACAUGCGUGCACAUGUGCACGUGACUGUUCCUGCAUGCAUGUGCACACACGUGCACAUGCCUAUGUGUGCCUGCACGUGCGUGUACAAAUGUGCACAUGCCUUUGUGGGCCUGCACAUGUGUGCACACACCUGCGUGUGCCCGCCCGCAUGUGCAUGCCUGUGCCCCCACCCGGCGGGACCUGUAGGCCGGGCCGGGGGGCGGCAGCGGCUGGGAGCCCCUCGGCCCCGCGUGCCGGCACGCGGGGGGACGAGACGGGACGGGACGGGGACGGGGAUGGGGACGGCCGCGGCUGGGUCCGCGCGCGCUCCGGCCCCAGGGGAGGCACAGCCCCCCACCCCCGGCGAGGCCCCUCCGCGGGCGCAUUAAAACGUCGCUUCUG
Molecule: messenger RNA, 2162 nt
Organism: Rhea pennata
Lineage: Eukaryota; Metazoa; Chordata; Aves; Rheiformes; Rheidae
Gene: S1PR2
Product: sphingosine-1-phosphate receptor 2
Exons: 2
Coding region: 153-1196 (347 amino acids)
Biological process (GO): adenylate cyclase-activating G protein-coupled receptor signaling pathway; sphingosine-1-phosphate receptor signaling pathway; regulation of metabolic process
Cellular component (GO): plasma membrane; cytoplasm
Molecular function (GO): sphingosine-1-phosphate receptor activity
Source: RefSeq, a predicted model, not a curated record